CCAGCACAUAGCCUACCUGCUGCCUUAUACCUGCUCCACAGUUAUUCAUGUCAGAAAGCACCACCGGCCACCAUGUGGACGAGGCAUGAGAGCAGAAAUUAAAGGAAGUCAGUUCUUUGCAGUGAAGUUUCUUGCCCACUGGAUAUGUCUGUAUACAUAAUCUACAGGAGCCAAGUGAUAUUUCAUAUGCGCUCAGCAUGGAUCCACUACAAGUGAAGUGUUCUCAUGGAUAUUAUUCGUCGUUAUAGCUUUGGACGAUUGCUUCACCAUAUAUCUCCAGAUCAAGUUUCUCUGACCGCUCCUGUUGGAUUUGAGGUUUGUGAUGGCAGCUAUGGGAGAGAUCGGGACGUUUUUACAGAGCCUGGAGGGUUUCGGACAGGUCGGAUCACAGUUCUUCCUACCACCUCUAGGAGAAAACCUCGGGCUGUUGAAUGAUCAUCUAGUUCCAGCAGAGAGACUGUCACGGAGCACCUCCGCAGAUCUAACGCACUUGAAAGGGAUUUUGCGGAGAAGACAGUUGUACUGCAGGACUGGAUUUCACCUUGAAAUACUCCCGGAUGGCAGCGUGCAGGGCACGAGAAAGGACCACAGUCGUUUUGGUAUUUUGGAAUUCAUAAGCCUUGCAGUUGGAUUAAUAAGCAUCCGUGGAGUGGACAGUGGUCUCUAUCUUGGGAUGAACGACAAGGGAGAACUUUACGGCUCUGAGAAACUCACAGCUGAAUGUGUCUUUCGUGAGCAGUUUGAGGAGAAUUGGUACAACACAUACUCUUCUAAUCUCUACAAGCAUGGGGAGAGAGGAGCGAGAUAUUUUGUGGCACUCAACAAAGAUGGCACGCCACGUGAUGGGACAAAAUCUAGGAGACAUCAAAAGUUCACUCAUUUUCUUCCAAGACCAGUGGACCCUGAAAAAGUUCCAGAACUUUACAAAGAAGUGCUUGGAGUGCUGAGACCAUCAGUCCCAGCCAAGGGGUGAGAGGGAUGCCCAUUUCUUCUCUAAAUGAGGUGGAGAUGCUAAUGUUCGGUUA
This is a messenger RNA of Cyprinus carpio (common carp), 1025 nucleotides long. RefSeq names its product fibroblast growth factor 20b (gene fgf20b). Gene Ontology annotation, biological process: fibroblast growth factor receptor signaling pathway; cell differentiation; positive regulation of protein phosphorylation. Gene Ontology annotation, cellular component: cytoplasm. Gene Ontology annotation, molecular function: fibroblast growth factor receptor binding; growth factor activity. The record is from RefSeq and is a predicted model, not a curated record. NCBI's taxonomy places the organism in Eukaryota, Metazoa, Chordata, Actinopteri, Cypriniformes, Cyprinidae.